GGUACAACUGUGUUAAGUUCUGAACGUGCUCGUAAUGUGUUCGACAGAUCCGGUGAUAGACGGAGGGAUUUAAAAUUCAGAACAAAUCCUAACCUGUAAUUCUGUGUCUUUGUGAUAUAAACAAACAUUUAUCUACUUUCAAGAUGAUGCGAAUGAUGCAUUUAAGUUCAAGUGACGAAGAUUUGGAAGAAUUGAACGAAUUGUUUCCAGAAAAUGAGAACUUUUGUGAGGAAACAGUGCCCCAAUUCAACGAUCACCAUUUUUAGGGGCAUUUUAGGAUAAGCAGGGAAGUAGCAACCCAAUUAUCAACAGAGGGAUUUACGUAUUUUUUAUCCAAUUUGUCUGCGGAAUUUAUAAAAUCGCCAACUAACGAGGAGAAAAUUGAAAUUGAAAGCCACUUUAGGCAAGACGAAUUUCCUGGCAUUAUUGGCGUCAUUGACGGUACACACAUUGAAAUUGACAAGCCACAGGAUGAUCCAGAUUUAUACCUUAACAGGAAGCACUUUUUUUCGAUCCAGGCACAAGUUGUUUGCGAUCAUAAAAGGAAAAUAAGGGAUAUAUUUGUCGGAUACCCAGGAUCCAUACAUGACAGUCGAGUGUUUCGGACAUCACCAUUAUUUGGAACACUUCAAGAAAAAUGUGGAAAACACUUUAUUAUUGGACACAGUGGUUACCCUUGUUUACAAUAUUGCCUAACUCCAUUUCAAGAUAGAGUUCCACCAGCACCAGAAGCACAGAAUGAAGUAAUUGUUGGACAUGCAGGAAAUGAAAAUCAAGAUGAACAAACUGGGAUAACAAAAAGAAAUGAAGUAAUGAAUAGCUUAAAUUUUGUAAUUUAGUAUGUAAUGUGUAUGUAUUUUUAAUAAAAG
This is a messenger RNA of Acanthoscelides obtectus, 869 nucleotides long. The record is from the annotation of a GenBank genome assembly. Lineage: Eukaryota; Metazoa; Arthropoda; Insecta; Coleoptera; Chrysomelidae.